CAAGCUUGUAGCAAGCGAAGCUGUUGCGGUUGCCCUGAUGCGCUGCUGUUCUCUUGCCGGAGUAGAUGUGGCCCUCCUCCUUCUUGCCGGUGCCGCAAGGUCGGGCGAAGCUUUCCUUUUUUCGGGUCUAAGGGUUCCGUCUACUCCCCGUCGACAACAUGAUCCCUCUCCAUCUUCAAACACGCAGCAGCAACACGCAGCCAGCGGCGGCAGGCUGCUGCCGACAACCAGCAGGCCGCCAUCCACCGCCAGCACCCUUCGCGCGACUCCCGCUGACGACGCUACCGGGCAACAAAUCCUGGAAUACCCCGGCAUGACUGACGACCAGGAGGGUGGUGCUCCCGAAGGCCGACAAGAAGGUGCCGCGCAACCUCCUCCGAUCCCGAAGGACACGACUCGCAGGGCGGUGGCACUUGACGGCACAGCCCUCGCCUUCCGACCCCCGACCACCCAAGACUUCCACAAGCUAGGGAUGGGCGACUGGGUAGCCCAGAAGGGCCUGGCUGUCGCUCUAGUGGCGCUGGGCGCGACUGAGCAGGCGGCCGGAGAGCCGGUUAUCGGUGCUCCUCUGGCGGGAGCGGUGGUGGAGGCGAUGGGGGGAGGCUCUUCGGUGGCGACGCAGGUGUGCUUGUUGAGGCAUCGGCGUGAGGACGGCGUGGCGGAGGCCGUGGAGCAUGCGCUGCUGGAUGAAACGAUCAACCGUUUCCUCAACGAUGGAGCGAGAAUCAGCCAGUUGCGCGUGGAGAUUGACGAUUCCCCGCAAUCCGUAGACUAUUACUCCCGGCACGGGUUCAUCCGCUCCGUCGAGGCGGCGUCGGAGGGACGCGUACUGCUUGCGGGAGAUCGCGUGGCAGCUUUAGGGGCGAUACAGGCGUCGUUAACGGGAGGGGAUGACCAGGGCACCGUUGGCGCCGUCGUGAUGAACCUCAUGGCACGCCUGCUGCACGACGCGGGAAACCUGCAGGGGGCUGUGGAUGCCUACCUGAAGGCGCUCGAGCUUGACCCAACUCGCAGCGAAGUCUUCCGUGGUUUGGGGGGGGCUUAUCAGAGCCAGGGGCAGCACCAGAUGGCCUUCGCUAGCUACCAGCAAGCGAUUAACCUUGCCCCCUGGGACCUCCUGGCGUACCUUAAACUCGGGAUGUUGUACGAAGACCUGGCCGUGGGUAAGUACGAAGAGGCCGGGGACCAUGCCAUCCGGUGCUUUCAGUACUACCUGCAGCACUCCGGCAGCGAGGACACGGACGUUCUCACGAGACUUGGAAACUUGCAGGUGAUGAGGCUCGACCCGGGUUCUGCGGUGGAGACGUAUCGGAGGGCUCUUGCCGUGGACAAGUCCUUGUCCAACGUCUGGUUCAACCUUGCUAACGCUUACCUCAAGCUGGGGGAAGAAGAGGAGGCAGCAACAUGCCUGAAGGAGAAACUCAGGCUGGAUCCCGAUCCAAACGCUGGAGUAUCUGCCAGGUAUUUGCUUGCUUCUCUCGAAGCGGACCCAGGGCGUCUGACCGAAAGCGAUCAGCUGGCGUACGCGAGAGAGUUGUUCGACUACUACGCCCCCAAGUACGACGACCACAUGCGGAAGAAGCUCCUGUACACCGGCCCUAGACUUCUCCGGAAGAACAUGAAAGAGGUGUACAACGCCACCUUCCAGUCUUUCCCCGAUGAGAUCCAGUCCGCUCACAACGGUGAUGUGCUAUCGUACCUCAACGGAUCUCUCGACAUCCUCGACCUCGGCUGUGGCACGGGCCUCAUCGGCAGCUGGUUCAAGGACUACGCCAGGAAGCUGGUCGGGGUGGACAUUUCGCCGACUAUGCUGGACAUGGCCACCAAGAAGGGGUGCUACCACGAGCUGAGAAGAGGGGACGUGAGGGCGUAUCUCGCCGCGUCAGAGGAGCAGCAGUUCGACCUCGUUGUGGCAGCUGAGACGCUGCAGUACCUGGGGCCACUGGAAACUGUGGUGGCCGACGCCUCCAAGGUCUUGAAGCCAGGAGGGUACUUUUCGUUCACCGUGGAUAGACGAAGAACGAACGAGGGGGAGGAACAAGAGGGAAGAGACGAGCAGGGUCACGACGAAGAUGACCCCGAGGAGGGCUACUCGUUGAAGACAGACGGCACGUACGCGUACUCCCGAGGUUACUUGGAGCGGUUAGCACGGCUUGGUGGCUACGAGAUUGUGGUGUUGAAACGACACUCAACCAUGGUGCAGAGAGGGGAAGCUGCCCCUGGGUACAUGGGCGUGUUUCGAAAACCGGAGUAAAGUUCAGCACUAUUUAGCACGCUAGCACUCCUUGUUGGUACGAACAUGGAGUAUCUUUUUGUGACGUCACGGGCGGACUUGCGGAAAGACAUUAUUCCGACCUGAUCCUUUGUUCGAACUUGUUACCGGCGAGGCCGUUUCACUGUCACUGACGUAGAAAGUUGGUCGGCUUGUACCAGAAUAUGGAUUCGCGCAAGGCAUGGGUUAU
Messenger RNA from Ectocarpus siliculosus, 2462 nucleotides. The record is from the annotation of a GenBank genome assembly. Lineage: Eukaryota; Phaeophyceae; Ectocarpales; Ectocarpaceae.